CUAAACACGUACGGUGUAGCUUUUCGUUUAAAUGGAAACAAAGCCGACUGAAGCGUACUACUGUCCUGGAGGUGAUUUGUCCCAAAGUAGGACCCGUAGCGUCUCCCUCAGCCGCCGGAAGAGGCUUGCCCUAAUUGGGCAGCGUGCGUCCGCCCGGCCGCAGGAAGGCAGCCUCAUUGGUCCGCACAGUCGGGACCCCGGCGGCUUUUCUUAGUGCUCAAGGCGCCGAUACACUUCUCUUCGUCCAACGGAGUGCUCCCUUCCUUCCGAAGUCCCUGGAGCAGCCAGCCCGAAGGGAUCCGGACUGCGCUAGGCCGCGUAACUGCCCUGAGGCACCAUGACGACCCUGGAUGAUAAGUUGCUGGGGGAGAAGCUGCAAUACUAUUACAGCAGCAGUGAGGAUGAGGACAGCGACCAUGAAGACAAGGAUGGGGGCAGGGGUGCGCUGGCUGGCACUUCGAUGCAGGCAGAUGCUGAGUUGGCAGGCGAAGGCAUCUCAGUCAACACAGGUCCAAAAGGGGUGAUAAAUGACUGGCGCCGCUUCAAACAGUUGGAGACAGAGCAAAGGGAGGAGCAGUGUCAGGAGAUGGAAAGGCUGGUCAAGAAGCUGUCAAUGACAUGCAGGUCCCAUCUGGAUGAAGAGGAGGACCAACACAGGCAGAAGGACCUCCAGGAGAAGAUCAGUGGGAAGAUGACUCUGAAGGAGUUUGCCGUGAUGAAUGAGGACCAAGAUGACGAAGAGUUUCUCCAAAAGUAUAGGAAGCAGAGAAUGGAAGAGAUGCGGCAGCAGCUUCACAAGGGGCCCCAGUUCAAGAAGGUUUUUGAGAUCCCUAGUGGAGAAGGCUUUUUGGACAUGAUUGAUAAAGAACAGAAAAGCACCCUCAUCAUGGUCCAUAUUUAUGAGGAUGGCAUUCCGGGGACCGAAGCCAUGAAUGGCUGCAUGAUUUGCCUUGCUGCCGAGUACCCAGCUGUCAAAUUUUGCCGAGUCAAGAGCUCAGUUAUUGGGGCCAGCAGUCGCUUCACCAGGAAUGCCCUUCCUGCCCUGCUGAUCUACAAAGGUGGUGAAUUGAUUGGCAAUUUUGUUCGUGUCACUGACUAGCUGGGGGAAGAUUUCUUCGCUGUGGACCUUGAAGCUUUUCUACAGGAAUUUGGAUUGCUCCCAGAAAAGGAAGUCUUGGUGCUGACGUCCGUGCGUAACUCUGCCACCUGUCACAGUGAGGAUAGCGAUUUGGAAAUAGAUUGAACUGCCAGUCUAAUUGCAUAGAUUUCUCAUUGUUUGGGCUGGAAGACACAUGUCUGGGUAUUUAUUUCUGUUCCUUCCUGUGUCAUGUGGUUUUUCAGCUGUUCUUUGUAGUCCCUUUUAUUAUAUGUAAAGGAAUCAAGAAAUUCUUAGAUUAAAUGGGAAUGUUGCAUCACCUUGUGGCUAGCAGUAAAGUGACUUAAAAUUGUAUAAACAGGAAGCCGGGCUUUUGAACUGUUUACUUAAGAUUCUCUAGCAUGACAUCUCUGUUAUUGUUUCUAGUCAAUAUUUACAUAACAUCCUAAAGACAGUGUCCUGGAAAUUGUCUUCAGACCUCAGAGCUCUCUGCCAGGCCUCGGAGUAUAAUUCUGUAGUUAGUGUGUUAUUUGCAACAUAAAUAGUGUGUCUCCUUCAUCAAGAUUAUAAAUUGUAUUUACUUGUAAUCAGAUCCAUAGUCCUGGAAGGCAGGACUAAAUUUUUAAAUUUUUACCUGAGACUGUUCUCCACCAGGGUCUUGUUUAACGGUUCCAGACAACGUAUGUUUGUCCCAUCAAGAGGGCAGCUUGAUGCUGGAGCCAGUGCCCUGCUCAAGCAUUAUUAAGUCUUGAAGAGGAGGAAAGAUUGAUGCUGACUGCCCUCUUGAUGCUGGAAGGCCAGCUUGAUUUAAGAAUCAGAGCUGAUUUGAAGCUGGGAAGCCUUUUUUAAAGGAGGGUUUCUCAAUAAGAUACUCCUGCUCAUUUCUUUGUCUUUUAUUGAACAAUGUAACUUUUUGUUUUCAUGUAGCUUUUUAAAAAUCUUCCUCUCAAUCUCUCCCUCCCUCUCUCUCUCUCUCUUUUUGCAUAUUAGAAAAGUAAUAUUUAACAGAGGAACAUUUGCCAAACUCCAGAAGUGAAAAGAAGAAAGAAUAAUAUCUAAUGUUGCCUAGAAGAAAACACUAUUAAUAUUUUGGCAUAUUUCCCUCCAUCGUAUUUUCUUUGUAAACGUAGACAUUUUGCUUGUUUUUAAACAAAACAAUGGGAUCAUUCUGAACAUACUGUUUUAUAGUAUGGUCAGCUAUUAUAGAUCAAACUUUUCUUCAUGUUAUUAAAUAAUCUGCAACACUGUAAAAAUGGCCAUCGACAGUCCACCAUGUAGAUAAUGCUGAGUUGCUUGGUGGUUAUGUCUUAAAAAAAAAACAAUGACUUUUUACUACAAAAGUAAUAGAUGUCCAUUGUAGAAUAUGUAACACAAAUUGUUAAGCUAAAAAGAGAUUUUAAAAGUCCUAUAAUUAAAAUAAUAAAUAAAUAAAGUCCUGUAAUUCCACCAACCAAAAAUUAUUCGCAUUAUCAUUUUUACAGAUAUCCUUGUCUUUUCUAUUUGUUUUUUUUCUAGUCUUUUCUAUUUGUAUUCAUAUUUAUAAUAAUGAUUGUCAUUUGAUAUUUUUAGCUUUUUUUUUUUUUUUUUACUUAAAAUGGUGUACAUUCUAAGGUCAGGGAAAAUGUAAUGUGGAAUUAAAAGAUUAACUUUAAAAUUCAGUUUUGCUUUUCCUGGUUAUUCAGGAGUGGACUAAUGUAGAAGGGUCUCAAAAAUAUCUGUCUUGAAGCUAUUUCCUCACCUCUGCAACGGGAACACCUGCUUCACUUCUUCAUCAGUAGGAAGAAAGUACAUGAUUUUUCUGCUUUCAGACGCUCACUGUAGAAAGUGUAGAAGAAGCAGACAACUGUUGUCAAUGUUCUUAUUUCCCUCUUUUUUUCAGUAUUUUUAAUAACAUUGAGAGCUUACUGGAUUUCUAUUUUAUUUAAUAUAAAUACUUUGACAUGUUAUAAAAAUUCUAAAUAAAUAAUUUUUAAUGGCU
Nyctereutes procyonoides (raccoon dog) is the source of this 3074-nucleotide messenger RNA. It is a transcript of the gene PDCL, whose product is annotated as phosducin like. The record is from RefSeq and is a predicted model, not a curated record. NCBI's taxonomy places the organism in Eukaryota, Metazoa, Chordata, Mammalia, Carnivora, Canidae. The transcript has 4 exons. Gene Ontology annotation, biological process: regulation of G protein-coupled receptor signaling pathway. The coding region runs from base 338 to 1099 and encodes 253 amino acids.